Cephus cinctus (wheat stem sawfly) is the source of this 1103-nucleotide messenger RNA. It is a transcript of the gene lwr, whose product is annotated as SUMO-conjugating enzyme UBC9-B. The record is from RefSeq and is a predicted model, not a curated record. Gene Ontology annotation, molecular function: SUMO conjugating enzyme activity. Lineage: Eukaryota; Metazoa; Arthropoda; Insecta; Hymenoptera; Cephidae. Gene Ontology annotation, biological process: protein sumoylation. The transcript is spliced from 4 exons. Bases 220 to 699 code for a protein of 159 amino acids. Gene Ontology annotation, cellular component: nucleus.
UGUUUCUCAUUUCUGUUUGACUGUUUAACUUGGUAUCGUACGCUUUUGUCGUGGAGAGUGUUUUUCUUUGCACAAACUUAUAUGAAAAAAGAAAUACCUAAACAUUUGAAAUCGGUAGCGUCGUUAUCAAAAUUGCUUAUAUUCAAACACUUCUUUCUCGGAAUAGUUAUCUUCACGGGUAUUUAGCUGAAUUCGGAACUCCGUGUUUCUUCGGUAGAAAUGUCAGGGAUUGCAAUUGCCAGACUCGCGGAGGAGAGAAAAGCAUGGAGGAAGGAUCACCCUUUUGGAUUCGUGGCUCGACCAACUAAAAAUCCAGAUGGUACACUUAAUCUGAUGAGCUGGGAAUGUGCCAUACCAGGAAAGAAAUCUACUUUCUGGGAAGGUGGAUUAUACAAGCUACGUAUGAUCUUCAAAGAUGAUUAUCCCUCGAGUCCCCCAAAGUGCAAGUUUGAACCACCCCUUUUCCAUCCUAACGUAUAUCCAUCCGGAACAGUAUGUCUAUCACUCUUGGACGAAGAAAAGGAUUGGAGGCCAGCUAUCACUAUCAAACAGAUCCUUCUUGGUAUCCAGGACUUACUUAACGAGCCCAAUGUCAAGGAUCCAGCACAGGCUGAAGCUUAUACUAUAUAUUGUCAAAAUCGUCUGGAGUACGAGAAGCGAGUAAAAGCUCAAGCUAGAGCAAUGGCACCUCAAGAGUAAAUCCUAUGUCUAAGAUAUACCAAUACUUAUUGGCUCUACCUUUAUCCAUGUAAGACUGGUCUGUAAGGACAAGAUCAUCUUUCUUUUGUUUUUGUCAUCCUGGAUUUGGUAUUGAAAAGAUUACUACAAUACUAUAGAAAAAAAUCCUUAAAUCAUAAAGACACGUGAAUUUAAACGCGAAACAUAUUUCUCUUAAGACCAGACAGUCUUUUCAAUCUUUUUCGAUUAAUAGUUCUGAAUUUAUUUUGUAAUAUUUUAUACUGAAUAAGAUACGAGUGUUCCUUUGCAUUUGAGAUUUUCACAAGUAGAUUAAACAAAGUGAAAAGCAAAAACCAGGAACAAAUGUAAAAUAAGAAGUGGCCAUUUGAAACAUGAAGCGGUUAUUACAUGAAAGAAAUCCGUAA